Neopelma chrysocephalum (saffron-crested tyrant-manakin) is the source of this 3581-nucleotide messenger RNA. It is a transcript of the gene OLFML2A, whose product is annotated as olfactomedin like 2A. The coding region runs from base 847 to 2757 and encodes 636 amino acids. The record is from RefSeq and is a predicted model, not a curated record. Gene Ontology annotation, biological process: signal transduction. The transcript is spliced from 7 exons. NCBI's taxonomy places the organism in Eukaryota, Metazoa, Chordata, Aves, Passeriformes, Pipridae.
UGCCUGUCUGGCCAAGGGUGCUGCCUGCAGGCAGGACAUGGACCCCGUGGGCCUCUGCCCUUUCCCACGCCGCACUGUGCUCUGCUGUGGUCCAGGGAGGACCGGGAGCCAGAGCUCAACUUGUUUCCCAGCUCUGCCACCAUUCUGUUUCCCAGGAUGAGUCAGAGUCCCUGUGGGCAGAGCCCUGUCCCUCCAGGGUCACUGCACUGCCUGUGGCUGUUGUCCCACCCUCCCGGGUGCUUGGAGCAGGCGCAUCCCCGCACACGGGGCACCCAGCACAGCUCCUGCCAGCCCAGGCAUCCCCCAGAGUGCACAGCCAGUGGUGGGGGGCUCGGGGGGCUCGGUUCCCUUGUUCCCGAGCACAGCGGGACUAGGGGAGAACUGGGCCAAACCAGCUGAAAAGCACCCUGGCUCAUAGCGUGAGUCAGGGCCAUGUGUGGAAACAAGGGAGUCCUUGAGUGUGUGCCUGAGGCCAUUGCCGGAGUCUGGAGGGGCCGAGCUCACCCCGAGGUGGCUGCAAUGUCACCACGAACAACGAACCCUGUGUGGGCUGGAGGCCGUGGGCGUGGGGGCACAGAGGCACUGCUGGGUCUUACCACCACCCCUGCUCACUCGGGUCUUGCUGGAGGCUGGGAAACAGCCACAGAAGUGGCCCUGGAUUACCUGGCCCACAAAACGCUCUGGUGGCCGUAGGGACAAGCAGCUGCCUGGGCUUUGUCACUGUCAGCCUGGGUGCAGAGCGGUGAGACACGGUGCUCUGGGCCAGACUCUGCCCCGUGCUCUUUGGGGCACAACCAGGAGCCCCUGGGGUGGUGGGAGAGCUCCGGGCAGGCAAAAGAGAGGAGGAUGGCUGUGAUGGCUUGCUGGGGUCAGCGGGGCCCCGGUGGGACACCAGGCUCACCACGUGUCCCGCAGGCGCUGGGUGACACGGACCAGGUCAGGAUGACCUCGGAGGGCUCCGACUGCCGCUGCAAGUGCAUCCUGCGGCCGCUGAGCAAGGACGCCUGCAGCCGCGUCAGGAACGGCAGCGCGCGCGUGGAGGAUUUCUACACGGUGGAGACGGUGAGCUCGGGGGCCGACUGCAAGUGCUCCUGCACCGCGCCCCCCUCCUCGCUGAACCCCUGCGAGAACGAGUGGAAGAUGGAGAAGCUGAAGAAGCAGGCGCCGGAGCUCUUCAAGCUGCAGUCCAUGGUGGACCUGCUGGAGGGAACGCUGUACAGCAUGGACCUGAUGAAGGUGCACUCCUACAUCAGCAAGGUGGUGGCGCAGAUGAACACCCUGGAGGAGACCAUCAAGACUAACCUGAGCAGGGAGAACGACUUCAUGAAGGAGAGCGUCCUGCACCUCACCAACCAGAUGAAACGCUACGAGAACUACUCCGACAUCAUGCUCAGCAUCAAGAAGGAGAUCUCCAACCUGGGCUACCAGCUGCUGCAGAAGGACGCGGCUGCUGUCCCCGAGAGCAAGGCACAGGACACGGCAGGCGGCCGAGAGAAGGAGGCGGGGCGGUACCCCAGCACCCGCAAGGCACUGGGGGACAAGGCGGCCCCCCGAGCACCCAAGGAGAAGCCACUGAAGCCUGAGAAGCCCAAAAAGGAGAACACCAAGGCCAGGGCAGGGGCCCAGCCCACAGCCAAGCCCAAGGCCCUGGCGCACCAGCAGACCGUGGUCCGAGGCAUCACGUACUACAAGGUGGGGCAGGCGGGAGCGGCGGAGGGUCCGGCCGGCAGCCGCGAGAGCCCUGCAAGGGGGCCAGCUGUGCCGGAGCAGCAGCAGGAGGAGAGGGGCCCCCCACUCCCCCCAGCUGAGGGGACCCCAGCCCAAGCUGUUGCACAGACAGAGACCACCGUGCCCAACACCACGGCUGUGCCCAGCACUGCCCCGGCCCCCCGCAGCACCACCCGCAGCCCCCCCAGCCCCCUUGGGCAGGGGGAUGACAGCACUGGGGACCCCGAAACACCAAACAGAGUGAAGGAGGUGGAGUGCGAAGGCACCAUCGAGUUGGUGGAGCCUCCCAUGGAGCACCACAGCUACGGGCGCAACGAGGGGGCCUGGAUGAAGGACCCGGCAGCCAAGGAUGACCGUAUCUAUGUCACCAACUACUACUAUGGGAACAGCCUGGUGGAGUUCAGGAGCCUCGACAACUUCAAGCAGGGCCGCUGGAGCAACCUCUACAAGCUGCCCUACAACUGGAUCGGCACCGGGCACGUGGUGUACCGGGGGGCCUUCUACUACAACCGUGCCUUCACCAAGAACAUCAUCAAGUAUGACCUGAAGGAGCGGUACGUGGCGGGCUGGGCGCUGCUCCACGACGUGGUGUAUGAGGACACAACGCCCUGGAAGUGGAGGGGCCACUCAGACAUUGACUUUGCUGUGGACGAGAGCGGGCUCUGGGUUAUCUACCCCUCUGUGGACUACGACUACUCGCAGCAGGAGGUGAUCGUGCUGAGCCGACUCGACCCCGGGGACCUCUCGGUGCGCAAGGAAACCACCUGGAAGACGGGGCUGAAGCGCAACACCUACGGGAACUGCUUCAUCAUCUGCGGCAUCCUCUACGCUGUAGACACCUACAGCCAGAAGGAAGGGCAGAUCUCCUACGCCUUCGACACGCACACGAACACGGAGGCAGAGCUCCGACUGCCCUUCCUCAACCACUACUCCUUCACCACGCAGGUCGACUACAACCCCAAGGAGAAGGUGCUCUACGCCUGGGACAACGGCCAUCAGAUGACAUACAGGCUCCACUUCGUGGUCUGAGCGCCCGGGGGUUCCCAUCCGCACUCCUGCGCCCACCCUCUGCUGGGCCUGGCUGGGGCACCCUGACGCAGCCUGGGCCUGGCACCCCGACCCCAGCUGGACCAGGGCUGUGGCGACAGCCCGGCUUCCACCCCGACCCCCUCCCCAUCCUCUGUGCCCGUCAGCUGCCCCGUGCCCGCUGCACUGCGGGGCAGGGAGUCCCCGUGAGCACAGCCCCCAGCAGACACCCCCACAACAACGUGGCCCCCGGGACCGCGGCAGCUCGGCUGGCAUCGCCUUCCUGGGGAAACAGAGAAGAGCCCAGCCCCACGUCCCUCCGGCACCGCUGGCACCACGGCAGCACCCACCCCAUACCACUGCACUGAGCACCCACUGCACUGCCCCCAGCCGAGCCCCCUCCCCGCACACCCACCAGGACCGUGUGCCGGCACCGCAGCUGCCAGCGGCACCAGUGCGGGACAGCCCGGAGCCCUGGCCUGCCCCCGGCCCCGCGGGGCGGGCAGGGCCCCCGGCUGCCAGGCACCAGCAACAGGUGCCGGUUGCUAUUUUAGGAAAUGUGGUUAAGAUGCCCUUGCUUUUGCCGCUCAUUAGCUUGUUAUUUAAGUGCAUUCACUGGAGCUGUAUGAGGCCCCUUCGGGCAGCGGGUGCAGAGGAGCCAGCCUGCAGCACCGGGGCGUCCUGUCUGCACACCUGCCUGCACACCUGCCUGCAGCGAGCCCUGGGCAGGGGAGCCCGUGGCCCUCCCGCUCUCCAGGUGAGGCAGGGCAAGGGGCUGCGGGCGCUUGGCUUGGUUUUGGUCAUUUUAGACGUGAACAGUAUUAAAA